CGGUCUCGAAAGACGGACAAACUUUUUCGGUCCAUAGUUAGAACACAAACACUACUUUGUUACCAUCUUUCCUCCAUAAAUAACUCCACUCUCAUCACUUUCUCUGAAGAACACGAAGUCACAAACACUAGGAACACUGGAACACUCACAUUUUCAGGGAGAAGGAAAUUAACCAUGGAAGGGAAGCAAGAGGACGUUAAGGUGGGAGCUAACAAGUUCCCGGAGAGGCAACCCAUAGGGACAUCGGCGCAGACGGACAAGGACUACAAGGAGCCACCGCCGGCUCCACUCUUUGAGCCAGGGGAGCUCAAGUCAUGGUCCUUUUGGAGGGCUGGAAUUGCCGAGUUCAUUGCCACUUUCCUGUUCCUUUACAUCACUCUGUUGACUGUGAUGGGUGUUAGCAGGGCAAACAACAAAUGUGCCACUGUGGGCAUUCAGGGCAUUGCUUGGGCUUUUGGUGGCAUGAUCUUUGCCCUUGUUUACUGCACUGCUGGUAUCUCAGGUGGGCAUAUAAACCCAGCUGUGACAUUUGGUCUCUUCCUGGCAAGGAAGCUGUCCUUGACCAGGGCCAUUUUCUACAUGGUAAUGCAAUGCCUUGGAGCAAUCUGUGGUGCUGGGGUUGUGAAGGGAUUCCAACCAUCAAAGUAUGAGCUGCUCGGUGGUGGAGCCAAUGUUGUCAGCCAUGGCUAUACCAAGGGCGAUGGCCUUGGUGCCGAGAUUGUUGGCACCUUUGUGCUUGUCUACACUGUUUUCUCUGCAACUGAUGCCAAGAGGAAUGCCAGAGACUCCCAUGUCCCUAUAUUGGCUCCACUUCCUAUUGGCUUUGCAGUAUUUCUGGUUCACUUAGCAACCAUCCCCAUCACUGGGACAGGCAUCAACCCAGCCAGGAGCCUUGGAGCUGCCAUUAUCUACAACAAGGACCAUGCCUGGGACGACCACUGGAUCUUCUGGGUUGGACCCUUCAUCGGUGCAGCACUUGCAGCUCUUUACCACCAGAUAGUCAUCAGAGCCAUUCCAUUUAAGACCAGAGCUUGAAAAGGCCAAUCCUUAUCUCAUCAUCUGUGUUUACCAUGUAAUUUUAUUUUUUCUUGAACUGGGAUUGAGAAUCAUGUGUGAAAAUUAUGCAUACCAAUUGGUUGUAUUUAACCCCACAAGUUUCUUCGUUAUUGGAUUUUCUCACUCAACAUCAUGGUUGAUUGUCUGCACAAGGUUGUUUUUCUUGUU
Molecule: messenger RNA, 1224 nt
Organism: Rubroshorea leprosula
Lineage: Eukaryota; Viridiplantae; Streptophyta; Magnoliopsida; Malvales; Dipterocarpaceae
Source: the annotation of a GenBank genome assembly